UUGCAAAAAACUGCUUCUGAAUCUGAAAAGGCCGUUCUGGAACGGCAUUGCAGCGCGUUCCUGCGCCCAUGCAGAGAACAAAAUGCUAACAUUCCAGGAAAAAAAAAAAUUGAACCGGUCCUGGACAUGCAGAUAGUGCGUCCGGAGACGCAAGAAUACUUCAGAUCGCUAGUCCACGCCGCGGUGCGCGCGCAUGAGGUCGGAACGCCGGCGGCGGCGGCGGAGGCGGGGGCGGAGCGCGCUGACGUGCUGCAUCUGCUGGUGGCGGGGCGACAGGGCGACUUACGCAGCCUCGGCACCGACGAGGAACUCGCCGCCAGGGCCCCCUUCCACAGCGGCGCCCACAAGGCCCAGAACAUCGUGGCCCAGCUGUCGGACGACGAAAUCACGGCGCAUGUGCUGCUCUUCUUCCUGUCGGGCUUCGAGACGACGUGCACGCUGCUCAGUUUCCUGGGCUACGUGCUGGCCGUCCACCCGCACGUGCAGGAGCGCGCGCGCCGGGAGGUGGAGGAGGCCCUGGAGGACGGGCACACGCUCACCUACGAAGCCCUCAAGAAGAUGAAGUACAUCGACAUGAAGCGCUCGGGCUUCGUGGUGAGGCCCGGCGACACCCUCUGGCUGCCCAUCUACGCGCUGCACAACGACCCCGAGCUGUUCCCGGACCCCGACAAGUUCGACCCCGAGCGCUUCAGCCAGGCCAACGAGCCACGCGUCUUACCUUUCUCCUACCUGCCGUUCGGCGCAGGUCCGCGAAGCUGCAUAGGAAUGCAAUUUGCGAUGAUGGAAGUUAAAGUAAUAAUCGCAUAUCUGCUAUCGCGAUUCCACAUCAGAACCAUUGACAAAACGCCUGUUCCUCUGAAGCUGACGAAAGGAAGUUGCCAAAUGACCACCGACGAAGGAUUCUGGGUAGGACUGGAACCCAGGACAGCAGCACGGCACAUCCAAGUAUAACACCAAACACCAGUGAUCAAGUGCCAAGAACUGUAAAUCGAAGAUGUGGCCCGUCAUUUAUGUCAUUCAUACGUAUGUUUCAAUUUGGUGUUACGAGAUAUACACAGAAAACACAUUAAUAAACAAAGCGGUGAUUUCACGAUGUUGUGGUGCUACUUCAAAUCUUUUUUUAAACAGUGCAUUUUAAUGUUCAAUGAAUAAAUGGUGUUUUUAUUUAAUAAUUCAUCAAUGUUUCUUUGAAUUUUAAAAUAAAAUAAUUUUAAAUAAGGC
This is a messenger RNA of Gryllus bimaculatus (two-spotted cricket), 1221 nucleotides long. The record is from the annotation of a GenBank genome assembly. NCBI's taxonomy places the organism in Eukaryota, Metazoa, Arthropoda, Insecta, Orthoptera, Gryllidae.